AUGCGCCGUUUCUGACACACCCCAAUUUACCCUUUCGAUCUUCUCGAUCCUCUCCCCACGCAGUCUCCUCCUCCUGGCCUGAAAUGAGUCGGAAGCAGAACGGCUCCGGGCCCACCAAGUGGGCAUCCAUGGUCCUCCUCAUCAUGGGUCUCAUUUCCUGCAUCGUCGUCUACGCUUUCAUCUCCGCCGCCCUCACGCCCGGCGCCGAAAAGAUCGAGUCUUUGGAGGAGGAGACCGGCGAGAGGGUCGAGGGGUGUUGCAGAGGGGUCGAGAAUUUGGAGCUUUGGGGCCCCGCCGUGAAUUGGGGUGCCGAUUUCAAGCUCAAUUCCUCGGCCGAGUGCUGCCGAGCUUGCCGGGCCAUGUGUAGUAGCGGCGAGUCCGGGCCUUGUCUCUGUGAUACCUGGGUGUUCUGUGGAAACCGGGAAGCCUGUGGGUCUAAAUUUGGUGAGUGCUGGCUGAAGAAACAGCAAGAUACCUUCAGACCGGAUCGCCAAGAAGCAGGAAACAAGACCAUGUGGACUUCCGGCAUUAUUUUUGGGAGAGGAAAGGGUAUUGUUGCCUUGGAAACGGAGCAUGGCACUAUUCGAGUAAAGCUUUUGCCCGAAUGCUCCCCACACUCAAUAAUGUACAUCCUAGAGCUGCUAUCAUCACGCCACUGUGCAGGCUGCCGAUUUUAUCGUGCAGAAGGUAGAGGGGAAGUUUGGGAUUCACAAGGAAAUCACAUCAAAGAUGCGUCCUUCGGUCCACCCUAUGCCUUAGUUCAAGGAACUCUUGAAGCCCAAGGAGUGGCAUUCACCGACAUUCCCAGUGAGUUCUGCCCAACCAUAACCCGUGGCUCAGUGGCCUGGAUUGGGUCGGGCCCCGAGUUCUUUAUCAGUCUAUCCAACCAUCAAGAGUGGACGAACCAAUACACCGUGUUUGGUUCAGUUGUAGCAGAAGACAUGGAAAUUGUUGAGAGAAUAGCCCAACUACCCAUCAAACCCGAUGUUUGGAGUGGGGUUAGCGUGUCGGUCUUGGAGAAACAUGUUCCCCUUAAGGUUCGGAGAAUCGAAAUCGCCCGCGGUUGAGAGUGGAGGGAGUGUUUGGAUUUGGGAAGUUUGAACACAGCAAUUGCCAAUUUAUCACUGGAAGUGUACAUUAGGUUAUACAUGAGUAAAUUCCAGCUGUGUGUAUAUUUUUGGGGUUUUUGAGUCAAUGUUAGAAGCAAUAUCCACCAGAAUAUAUGAGAAUUAUAUAUAUUGUAUUGUAAAUGAUUAUGGACUGAUAAAACUAUAUGAACCCUUCGUAUAUUGCUUCUAACGUUGGGUUUCCAUAUUUUUUCACUCUAUUUUCUCCGGUGAUGGACUUUUAUCCACCGGUAUAUAUGAGAAUAAUAUACGGAGUAUAUAUAUAUGAGAUCGUAAAUGAAUGUGGAUAGAUGAA
Molecule: messenger RNA, 1422 nt
Organism: Cuscuta campestris
Lineage: Eukaryota; Viridiplantae; Streptophyta; Magnoliopsida; Solanales; Convolvulaceae
Source: the annotation of a GenBank genome assembly